Molecule: messenger RNA, 4784 nt
Organism: Sardina pilchardus (European sardine)
Lineage: Eukaryota; Metazoa; Chordata; Actinopteri; Clupeiformes; Clupeidae
Gene: rnf144aa
Product: ring finger protein 144aa
Exons: 9
Coding region: 498-1379 (293 amino acids)
Biological process (GO): ubiquitin-dependent protein catabolic process; protein polyubiquitination; positive regulation of proteasomal ubiquitin-dependent protein catabolic process
Cellular component (GO): cytoplasm; ubiquitin ligase complex; Golgi apparatus
Molecular function (GO): zinc ion binding; ubiquitin conjugating enzyme binding; ubiquitin protein ligase activity
Source: RefSeq, a predicted model, not a curated record
GCGAGUGACGCCUUUCUCACAGACUAAAACCUAGCAUUUAAAAAUAGUCUUUCAAGGCAAUGCAUGUGUUUUUGUUAGCCUUCUGUUUUGGUAGCUAGGCAGUCAGCAGGCUAGUGGUUAAUAACAAACGCAUCUCUGUAAAGUACAAGGUAGACGGAAAGGUGACGUUAGGUAGCCAACUAGCUCACGUUAGCUGUGAGACUCAAAUGUCCAAUUUUGUCUCAGAACUGAAUUCAUCCAUGGUGCCAGGAAGUAGCCACCGUUUGCACCGCAGCUCAUGUAAAACCUGCCAUAAUGCCACUUAAAUAGGCAACGUUAGCUAGCUUACUGAGCUAGCUAGCGACUGCUGGCUGGCAAAGAAGCUGUUUACUUCAAACCUGGUCUUCAAUUCAGGAAGAAGACAGCUAGUCAGCGGACCAAGGAAGUUCAAAUUUCAAGUUAACUGUAUUAACUGGAGCGUCCGGAGAUCGCUCAAGGCAAGCUCCUCACCUGGGAAAAUGACCACAGCCCGUUACCGGCCCACCUGGGAUCUGGCCCUGGACCCCUUGGUGUCCUGUAAGCUCUGCCUGGGAGAGUUCCCCCUCGAGCAGAUGACCACCAUCACACAGUGCCAAUGUGUGUUCUGUACACUGUGCCUGAAGCAGUAUGUGGAACUCCUGAUCAAAGAGGGCCUUGAAACUGCAAUUAGCUGUCCAGAUUCUGCCUGUCCAAAACGGGGACAUCUGCAGGAGAAUGAGAUUGAGUGUAUGGUUGCUACGGAGAUCAUGCAGAGGUACAGGAAGCUGCAGUUUGAGAGGGAGGUGCUGCUGGACCCUUGCCGGACCUGGUGCCCGUCCUCGACGUGCCAGGCAGUGUGCCAGCUGAAGGAGUCGGACGUGCCGCUUCCCCAGCUGGUCCAGUGCUCCGUCUGCAUGCUGGAGUUCUGCUCGGCCUGCAAGGCCAGCUGGCACCCGGACCAGGCCUGCCAGGAGAACCUGCCCAUCACCUCCUUCCUGCCCGGGGAGACCAGCUCCUUCUACAAGAGUGAUGAGGACGACGCUCCCAUCAAGCGCUGUCCUAAGUGUAAAGUUUACAUCGAACGAGACGAGGGUUGUGCCCAGAUGAUGUGCAAGAACUGCAAGCAUGCCUUCUGCUGGUACUGCCUUGAGUCACUCGAUGACGACUUCCUGCUGAUCCACUACGACAAAGGGCCCUGCCGCAACAAACUAGGCCACUCCAGGGCCUCGGUCAUCUGGCACAGAACGCAGGUGGUGGGCAUCUUCGCUGGGUUCGGGCUGCUCCUGCUGGUGGCGUCCCCUUUCCUCCUGCUGGCCACGCCCUUCGUGCUGUGCUGCAAGUGCAAGUGCAGCAAAGGCGACGACGACCCGCUGCCCACCUAACCGCCGGCCCUCCGCCCCCAGCGUCACCCCGACCCCAUCCCACAUGUUGCUAUUACCCCCCUCCGUUUUUCCUCCUUUUGGUUUCCCUUGCGCUCCAGCUUUCGAGCGUUUUCAUCUCCAGAGGCAGGUGGAGGAGGGAGAAAAGGAGAGAGAGAGCGAGAGAGAGAUAAAGAGAUGCUGCCUUUGAGAGCCCAGUGAGAGAGGAGGAUCGCAAGAGAGCAAGAGAGGGCUGCAGUCCAAUGGUCCGGGCCUCUGCUAGGAUGGAGCGCGGAGCCCCAUGCCCCUUUGCUGGACCGGCUGUGGGAGAGACUCGGAAUGGCCCAGUUGGGCGUCUGUUUUGGAGCCCUGCCGUAGCCGAUGUGGUUGGCUGGCUGGUUCCUUCGUUGUUCAGUUGUUCAGUUGGUUGGUUUGUCAUGCGAGCUGGGGGAGGAUGUUCUGGAGUCCUCCCCCCUCACCACACACACACACACACACACACACACACACACACACACACACACACACACACACACACACACACACACACACACAUUUUCUCAUCUGUGUGCUUUCUUUGUGUUCUUCAUGUGAUGGGUGUUGGCCAUGGAGAGCCUCCGCUCCACAGGACUCCUCGUGAGCUCGGUCCGUCUUUCUCUCCCGCCGGUGGGAGACUCUGCUCUGGUCACUCAUCCUCAAUGUAGCUCCUCACUCAGCGCUGGGGCAUUGCCGGACCGCGUCUCAAAGAGAAAAAAAAACUCAAACAAACUCUGUUGCACAUAAACUUUUCGUCUUUCGUCACUUUAAGGGCGGAGCGAGUGUGAGCGAGAGACUCGGGAGCGCUCACCUGUACAGCACACGGAGUGCCGUCACCUCAGUUUGAUCGCUUUACUCUGUCCUAUAGAUGAAUUAUAAGCUGUUUUUUGUAUGUACAUGGUGAAUUGAAAUUGUGAUGUCAAAAAGCUUAUUUCAUACGUCCUCUUCCCAGUCGGGUGAGGCAGUUGUUUUUUGCUGGAUGAGCUCACUUUAGAAUUGAGACGAGGCUCGAGGAAAGCUUUACUAACUUUGCUUAAAACACCCUAUUCUCUCCACACAAAAAAAACAAGGUCUGGAAACCGCUUUGAAUUUUGUAGUCAACAAAAAAAUGUUGAAUGUCUGGUUUGUUUGUUGAUUUGCCCAUUCCUUAGUUCAGGCUGCUGACGGUCAUCUCUGUCGAAGCAGAGCUUUUCCCAACAACAUGUUAGCUUCUCCUUACGACAAUGUUCAAAUUCAGAUUUUCACUUGAUCCUGUUUCAGUAUAGACAAAUAACCAUAUUGUUCUGUUUGUGGCAUGGUAUUGUCCCAACUGUAUCUAUAUCCAAAUACCUGUAUCCUAUAUUACUCCUGUGAACUGACCACUGGUUGCAAACUUGCAUAGGGUAUUUUAAAAAACAAAUCAAAACAUGGCAACGGGAAGGGCAGGUGAGCAUUUCAAAAGGGCACUUAUAUCUAAAUCUGACAGGGGCACCAAAUGUAGAAAAUCCAGACUGUUCACUUUUCAGAACACGCUUCAUUUUGCUCCUGCACCCUAUCUAUGCAAGUUUGUACCUCUCAACACUAUACACCAAGUACACACGGUAGUGAAUGUGUGAUUCAAUAAUGUGUGGUUCAGUAUAUGUGUUCUCCAAGAUACCGACCAACCUUGUGCCAUUGUGUCAUGCCACUUGAUGGAUGAGAACGUGGCCAGGCUGCAGCAGUGGUUGGACAGGGCGGUGAGCCACACUGUCCUCUAUCACUUGACUCAUGCCUUGUAGCCAGAACACAUGUAGCCACAAGGGCUUUGUCUGUAAAGAAAGUCGGUCCAAACGGUUUUAUGCAUGUUUGGUUAUGUGCAGUUAUUCGCAGCUCUGGUUUGUCCGCAGGGAAUUGUGUUUGACACUUGUAGCUCUGGAACGUGCCAUCCUUAAUAUCCUUUUGUGUUGAUGACUACACCGUAGAAAAUAAUCACAUUGCACAACCCCCCCCCCCCCCCAAAGUCUUUUCUUAAUGGUGUUUUCCUUUUACUUUCAUAACUGGGUAUAUAGUUUGGUUAUUUUCUCCAUGUAGCAAGGAGAGGUUUACUCUCUCCUCUCCACACUACCGGUCUUCACACAAUUUACACAAAUGCAUUAGCCUUAUGUUAAAGCAUUUAAGCAUUUUACGCAUUGUGUAGCCUUUGAUCCAAACUCUUUAUGUUUGUGCUCCAAGCACAAUCUUUUUUGUGAGAUGCUUUUGUUUGACCCUUCGAGUCGUCUUUUUGUUCUUCUUGGAUCAAAAGAUUUGUCAUUUGUUCAUUUUAAGGUGGCUAUUUUUAACCCAAUCAAUGUAUGACAAUCGUGCCAAGUGGGUUUCUGAGCUGACGGUGAUGACGACAAAAAAGCAGAAUGUGUAGAGCUUUACUGAGAGGGCAGCAUUACAGUAUGUACGAUUUUGACUCUCUCCUUACGAGGUUUUGUUUUUAAAAGGUCUCUUUUUUGAGUAUGUAAAUAUAUUCUUUCCUUGACUCUUCAUCUGUGGGGGGUGGGGGGUUAAUUUGAGAAAACUAGUAAUGAUGUCUACAUCUCUGGGAUUCAUUUUAGGAAAGAAAAGUUUAAACGUGUUAUGGUCUUUGUUUCUUUUUCAGGGUUGGUUGGGGAUGUUUGGUUAUAUGACUUCUUAGGCUAUUAGACAUGCUGCACCCUAAGGUUUGUGGUGUUUAUAUGUGCUCAGCACACUUCUCCAGAACAACGCUUCUGCUUGACUUAAGUGUGCUCCAAGAUAUAACAAACAUGUAGCAAAAAGAGGCCAAAAAUAUUUCCGUUAUCUGCAGAAAAAGCAAAUGAAUUUGCACAAAGAAAAAAAAAUUGUACUGCUUGAAAGCUUUUUAUUCAGUUCAGUCCUCGCCCAUGGCUUUGUGUUGGGUCUUUGGGGCUAUCUUCUUGUAUUUGGAGUCAUGCUUUAGAAAGUGUUACGGUCCACAUUCUGUUCCUCUUUCCUCCCAGCACUCUUUUGAGGGUCUUGAGGGUCGUGAUUGCCAUCACAGGUCCCAGCCAAUCAUUGUGACAAGUGCUUGAAGACAUAUCUCCAUGUAAGGGUUUUUUGGCAGUGCAGUCCUCUUUUCGCCCUGAAAACUAAGUUUGCCUUUCAUACAUCUCUAGAUUGCCUUUAUGUUGUUUUUUUGGAUUUGUUCUUUUUUAUACAAAAGAAUUAAAGGAAAAAUAUCCUGUUUUAUUUGUAUUUUCCUUGUAAAUGGGAAAGAUUCCGACUUGUUCAUAAGUUGUAACCUUGUACAUUGGCAUGUGUGGAUGGUCUUGUUCAAUGACUAAAAUAUUGUUUUUUUUCCACCUGAGGAGAAAAAAAGUACUUGUAUGUAUCUACUGUGCCACUAACACUGUGAAAUUAAAGCAGUUUAAAUGUUAAGAUCCAUCAAAA